GUUUUAUAUCCUAAAAUGUCUGUACAUCUUUCAUUUUGGAAGGCUAAUGUGUUCCUUGUAGAUUGCAGGCAAAGCUUGUAUUGUUGCAAGUAUUAUGUUGCCGAUCUUCACUUAAAGUAAUCAAAUUGAUCCAAUCAUCAUCAGUAUUAGUUGGGAAGUCACCAAUACACAUUCGAUGGAACCAUUCCCCACACCGGUCACACUCGAUGUACUCUCACUGCUCGGAGGGUAAUUGGUACGCUGUUUUGCGGCAAUUACAAAACACCUCUUCAGUUUUUACCGUCUCGCGAGAUCGCUUGCGACGACUGAUGGUAGACGGAAACGAUGUUAGUUUUCCGGACGUCAUACACUCGUUCAGACUGUACAUGCAGCUUAGGACAUGUUUGUCGUGCCAGGCACUUCCCGCCAAACUGUCAUACACAUUUACGUGUUCCGGUUGGACGAAUCCUUUGGCCACCAGCACCCACUUGUCACGGCCAUCAUGAAUAAACUGCAUCCAUUUAUCCUCCGUCGCCUUUGGAUAUUCAAGAGUUCCUCCAAUGGUUCAGUCCGCCGAUCAUAGGAUGUUGUUGCUUCAGGAUUUCUUGGGCUCUGUUUACGUAUCCCGAACAGAGCUUGUUGGUUUUAGUGAGAGGCUCGAUCUUGUCGAGAAACAACAUUGGCCUAACUCGACUACGUUUCGGAGCGCAUGUAGACAACUUCGGCAUCUAUUAAGUUAUGACUUCUAGGCUUGUUGUGGGCAACGGGGAAGAAGAAACCAUUCGAAUCAUAGCUAACUCCAUCACCUAUUAAAGUUACGUACCAGCAACGUAGUAGCUUGUUGGCAUACCAGGCUUUGCGUCUAUGUGCAUGAGUAACCCGGGCGACUAUAUCGUCUGCAAACAUUUUCACAAUAACACCUAGGUCGUUUCACGUGUUUCUAGCAAGAGGGAAGUUCCCAGUCAUGAUGGUGAACAGAAGAGGGCUGAGCACAGCGCCUUGCGGGACUCCAAUGGAGAUGGAUUUUUCAUCGGAUAGUGUACCAUCAAGGACGACUCUAACUUUCCGCUGGAUUAGAAAGUUCAUUAGCCAUUCGAGGAUGUGGCCGGUUAUCCGCGCUUUGCUGAGUUUGAAUAGUAGACCGGUCACCCACACUAGGUCGUACGCCUUCUUGAUGUCCAGAAAGAGGCAAUAAGUUUCCUUCUUCUCAUUGAAGCCUAAUGUGACUGCAUUUUCUAGAUCCCAUAAAUGGUCUUGAGUGGAGCAGCCUUUCCGAAAACCUGCUUGGCCUACUAGGAGUAGGUUGUAGUACUCGAGAUGCCAUGCCAAUCUGUUCUUUAGGAUACGUUCGAAGCGCUUCCCGAGACAUGAGAGCCGUUCGAGCCGCGGUCCAAGAAGAAGCAAGAGAAAAGGUUCGAAUCGAAACGGAAAUUUUGGCUUCAGAAAGCCAAAAGAAGAAGCGUGAAGAGAGAGACGCCAAGACACGCGAGGCAAAAAGAGUUUGUCGGGAGCCAAGCCCUAUGGCCGACGAAGACGAUUUCGUCCUACAACUAGCCAUCGAGGCUAGACGCUUUUGUCAAAAACAGUGUAACUGCAUUAACGAGACGUGCAACAAUCAAGAAAGUGACCGCUUCCAAGACCCCUACGGAGCAAGAAUGGAUCUUGACACUCUCAAUGCUGCCCUGACGGCACUUGGGGCCAACCAACAACAACAACAACAGCAGCAGCAGCAACAACGAACCGUCCUGCCAUCCCUAGCAGCCAGACUAUUAGCCGCUCCCGUUCCAGCACCCUUACCACCCGCUGCUCCAGGAACAAAUGUGGUCCAUUCACCAGCUCGGGUACUAGUGGAUCCCGAAGAAAGGUAUUCUGGGUCGACCGGAGAGUCGGUGAACGACUGGCUUCAACUUGUAAAUCGGAAGGCCCUGGCAGAAAACUGGGGAAACGGAGAUAAACGGCGGGUGGCCAUCAGCUCUCUGUUUGUUAAGGCACCAACGUGGAAAGAAGAAAUAGGGAAUAACAUCUUGGAUUGGGACGACUAGUUGCAAGCAUUUGCG
Messenger RNA from Daphnia magna, 2036 nucleotides. RefSeq lists its product as uncharacterized. NCBI's taxonomy places the organism in Eukaryota, Metazoa, Arthropoda, Branchiopoda, Diplostraca, Daphniidae. Bases 1302 to 2021 code for a protein of 239 amino acids. The transcript is spliced from 7 exons. The record is from RefSeq and is a predicted model, not a curated record.